Molecule: messenger RNA, 4698 nt
Organism: Heterotrigona itama
Lineage: Eukaryota; Metazoa; Arthropoda; Insecta; Hymenoptera; Apidae
Source: the annotation of a GenBank genome assembly
CAUUGAUGUACAAAGAUUUUUAUGGAUUACAAUUAUGUUACAUUUUCCUUGUUCAUGUAAAAAUUAUUGCAAAAAUAAAAAGGAAAUUUUAUAUUUGAAAUACAUUAAAAUAUUAAUCUAAUUAUCAUUAUUUUACAACUUAAAAUAUAAAAAUAUUGUUACUACGUUUGUGAUGAAAUGUUUUAUUUGUAAUAUUUUCUUACAGUAAGGAUGUAGAGUGUAAAUUAAUCAAAGAUGACUCGUUUAGAUAAAAAUAUGUAUGUUGAAUGUUUACCAAUAACUCUGUAUAAUGAAAUAAUUAACGCAUUAAAUAAAGAUGCAGCUUGGAUAACAUUAGCAAAUCAUGUAGCUGAAGAACUCCAACUUAGUACUCUAUGGAUACACUCUUUAAAAGAGAUUAAAUAUCCAAGCGAUUCCCCUGGACAAAAGCUACUGUCUGAAUUAAAUAUUAAAAUGUGUACUAUAGAGAUUUUACGUACUUUGUUAAACGACUGUAAACUUUAUGACAUUCUUUCCAUUAUAUCUGAUCCAGAACCUUUAAGCAUUGUUGUGCAUCCAACAGAAGAAUUUCAUACCGAUAUUUUGCAAGUUCCAUUUGGACGUCAUCUUCAUUUAUGCUGCAAAGCUGUUGGAAUACCGUCACCAAAUUACAUAUGGUACCAUAAUAGCAAUCAAUUGCAACACUGUAUUUCUGGCAAGCUUGACCUUGUUAUAACUAGUACUUCUCAAGCAGGGGAAUAUAGAUGUGAGGUAUUUCAAAUUAAGAAUGAUGGAACUCUCAUAUCGACUUUGACUUCUAAAGCUGUAACUGUACAAAUUCUUUCCAUACCUGUUGCAAUAGAAAAACAACCACAGCCACUUUUGGAAGUUAAAGAAGGUCAAAAUUUUACAAUUUGUUGCGAAGCCAAUAACUAUUCUAAACCACGUUACCAAUGGUUUCAUGAUAAUACUAAACUAGAAAGAGAAACAUCCAAUAUUUUGCAUAUGGAUUUUCCAAAACUUAAAGCAGUUGCAAAAAUAGCCUUAAUUAUUGCAAAUGAGAAAUAUGAUUGCCAUGAACGUCUUCUAACAUCUAAAAAUGAUGCUGCAUGCAUUGGUAAUCUUCUUAAAGAAAUAGGAUUUGAAGUAAUUUGUCUUCUCAAUUUGACAAUCACUCAAAUGAAAAAUGCAAUAAAAAUAUUUAGCGAAGCCUUAGAAGAAGGUGUAUAUGGGCUGUUUUAUUUUGCUGGUCAUGGUUUCAAAAUGCAAGAAAAUUACAUGCUUGCAAUAGAUGCUCCAGAAACAUAUUUAAGAAAAGAUGCAAUAUGCGAAAGCGAACUGUUGUCUGCGUUUCUUGAGAAUGAUCCUGAACUAUUAAUUGUUAUCUUAGACAUGUGUCAAACUUUACCCUCAAAAAAAUUUAAUCCCGAAAUAUACCACGAGGUACCGAUUGUAAAUGAAUAUAAAAGCAAGAAAAAUCUUAGAAAUUUAAUUCAAGCAUACUCUACAUCUAGUCAUCGACCUAGUUACGAGAAAUUGAACUGUAAAUAUGGCUUGUAUAUGGAACAUCUUAGCAAAUAUAUUAAUAAAGAUAUAACUGUCACAAAAUUAUUUGAAGAAGUAGGAAAAUCAAUUGAUAGUUGUUUUAAAGGAAAAGAACGAAAUCAGAUUCCAAUGUUUGCUGUGUCUGUUACAAAACCAUUUCGUCUUACCGAUGCUACUUAUGAAAAAAACCGUCCACAUAUUGACCGUUUAAAUGAACUUAUGUCAUAUUCAACUCAAACAAUAAACGUAUUGUUUAAACAAGCAAAUAUGUGCAGUAGAGUUACAAUUUCACUCUUUAUGGAACCGUAUUUAAAUGUAAUAAGAAUCAAAGUGCUUGAUUUACCAAAUGUAGAAAUUAAUUUUUUUAAUUCUAUUCCCACAAAACGAAAUAACUUAUUUCAAGAUCAACAUGAGAAAGAGUGUUGGAUUCACAAUCCCCAAAUCAACGAGGGACCAUUGAUAAUUUCUGUAUCAAAAAAUGGCAUCACUAUUAGUGCAACAGUGUUGCAUAUAAAAAAUUACAUAUCUCGUUUACUAAAACUUAUAAAUGUUUAAGAAAUACAAUAUAAAUAAUUAAAUAUGAUUUAAAAAUGUGACUUUUCAAAUUUAUGUUAAAUUUUAUCUGAAAUAAUAAAUAUAUUUAUACAGCUAUUAAACAAAAAUCCUCUUCUCUUUUAGUAUUGUAUACACUAUGACUUAAAGAAAAAAAAAUAUUCACUAUACGAUAUAUAACUAAUAAUUUAUUGCAAAGUAAAAAUUUUAUUCAAUCAAAUAAACAUUGAUGUAUGAUUCACUAACUUUACUAUCCAUUGACCUCCCACUCCAUUUUUAUACUUUCUUUGAAAUACAUAACAGAAAUAUAUAUAUGAUUCUAAUUCCACAGGAAUACCUCUCAUUGUCAUUCCAUAUACUGCUACUUCAACGAUUGCAUCCUUGCUACCUAUAUUUUUUUGAUGAUAAUGAUCGAAUGAAACAUCCAAAAAUGUCAGGAUUAAUAUUGAUUAAUUCUUGUUGACUAGGAGUGAGACGAUUAAUUCUAUGUCUUAGUACUUUUAUAGCUUUUGGACUUACAAUACCAUCUAACGUUUCAUAGUUCUGUUUACUCAAAGCUUCAGAUAUUACCAGUAUUACAUUUAACAUUCAACAGGUCUAUAAACAUAUACCUGUUUAACUCCUUGCAUUAUGUUUUGGUUAUCAAACUCAUAAUCAAUUGUUUUUUUUAUAUAAAAAUACGACCACAAUAUUUUUAAAAUAUUAUCUCUUGGAAUAACUUUAGUCAUUAAUGGUGGCAAUAGAAGGUUUCGAUUUUUAUUUUCAGUGAAGAAUAACCUAUGUACGUUAAAACUUGCAUUUAUUAAAUUUGAAUAUUUCAAUUCUCUGCAGUGCUGCAUCGUUUUCAUUUUCACUUGAGUUGUAUUAUUCAUACGAAGUAUUGUGAACUGCCGUACUUGUGAAUGAAGCACAUAUUUUUUCAAUCGGAGUAACAUUUUAAUCCUAUACUUUUCAUAUGUACACAAAGUAUGCAAAGCGUAUACUAACAUCCUAAUACUAAAAUCAUAAUACUAAUAAUGUAUUCAGUUUCUGAGGUAUCAUACGUGAUUUAACAAAUAUUAUUAUAACAUAUGGUUCGUAAAUUUUUGUUUUUAAAAAAUAUAUAUACAAUUUAUAAUUUAUAGUAAAUUUAUGUAACUCGCUAUUUUUUUAAAAUAUGGCGCCAAAAGAAUGCCAAUUAAAGUCACGUUUAUAAUUGUAUUUAUCUUAAAUCCUACGUGAUAGAAAUGUAUUUUUAUUACAUUUUUUAAGAUAGAUUAUUUUUAAAUAUAUUCUGUGUGACUUGUCUUGUUGUUUGUAUGCAUUUUUAUAAAUUGGUUAGAUUCAAUUCUGAUGUAUAUUUUCAAAGGUUAUGUGUACACGUUAUAAGACGUAGACAACACGUUGUGGGACUAAGAUUUUGAUUACAUUUUAAAAGAUUUUACAGCAUUUUCUAUCACACUCAUAAUUGAAAAAAUGAAGCUUAUAACUACUUUAUUUGGAAAGAUGGGUGAAUGGUCGAAAAAAUAUGCCAAUUUACCAGAUCGCUACAUAGACCGUAUCUCAGAACGUGUGGAAGUAUUAGUUGGCCCCGAUAAAGGAAAACAAGGAAUAGUUCAUGAUAUUAUACAGGAGAGAAAUUGGAUCAUUGUACAAGGACUAAAUACAAAGGCAGUAAUAUAUAACAAGAAAAAGAAUUUUCCUGGGAUUUGUAUGCGUAUGGAGCAACCAUUAUUAGUUAAUGUACAAGUGCAAUUAAUAGAUCCUUUCGAUAUGAAAGCAACUUCAAUGGAAUGGAGGUAUACAGAACAAGGUGAACGUGUGAGAGUAUCUCUUAGAAGUGGCAGAGUUAUCCCUAUUCCUAUAUCAAGUAAAGAAACUAUAGAUUACAAAUCUCCAGAUAUUUAUGUUGAACAACCAAAAGAUACUACUGCAGAUGAUGUAAAGGAAUUAACAUUUGAAGCAAAAUUAAAAACGUUUGAAAUGGAUAUUAUGGAUCAAAUGGAUAUUAAAGAGGAUCGCAUACCACAGAAAUCUUAUUGGUAUUAAUUUUCUUGUAUAAUGUUUUCAGAAGUGAAUUUGUUUAAAAAUAAAACUGCAACAUAAUUUGAAAAACGCUAGUUACGAUAUCUUGUUUCGAAAACUGUAUUGAAGAUAUUUGUAGAAUUAAAAGAAUUAAUCGAACAUUGUUUUUUGGAUAUUUAUCUCGAAGAUAAAAUAUUUUUCGUUAGCAUUAAAGAAUUAUUUAUUAAAGAAUUCGUCGUAAAGGUAAGCCGUUUUUAUUAAUGCUUAUUACUUUUAUAUUAACACACAUACAUAUCACAGCAUGAUUUCAACAAACACGACCUAGAAACAAAUGUCAGUCUACAUUUAAAUACUUUAAUGAUGCAUUAUAUUAACAUUUCUUUUUGUUUUAUAUUAUAUAUGCCAUAUUUCUAGAACAAUUGCAUUUCGAAUUUUUACACUCUAUUCUUAUUUACAAAUCAUUUUUCUUCGUUUAUUUCGCAACGUCAUACUCAACGAAAUCGUAAUAGGAAUGCUCGUGUAUACGCACGUUAUUCCUUGAAUCAAGCUUACAAUGCAGACUAAUAGCGAGUGAUUAGAAAAAGCAUUCCUUCUUUUAUAAUCUAAUGAAAUGUACGC